Messenger RNA from Paracoccidioides lutzii Pb01, 3651 nucleotides. RefSeq lists its product as hypothetical. Bases 1 to 3651 code for a protein of 1216 amino acids. Gene Ontology annotation, cellular component: nuclear RNA-directed RNA polymerase complex. The record is from RefSeq and is a predicted model, not a curated record. The transcript has 5 exons. Gene Ontology annotation, molecular function: RNA-directed RNA polymerase activity. Gene Ontology annotation, biological process: siRNA processing.
AUGGAGAUCUUCUGUCGAAAUAUCCCAGACCAGGUCCAGAACAACCACCUGAAGAAGGAAUUCAGACCAGUGCUCUCUCAAUUCGACAUCCACUAUUUCCACUGUCGCAAACUCCCACAUCGAAAUGCAGUGCUCACUAUCAGUGACGUGGCUAAGGCCUCAAAAGUCCUCGCCGUCUAUGGCCAGACCACUGGGCCUGGUAAGAAACGGAGAGCUACCAAACCGUUGAGAAUGUUUGGGCAGAUUAUUUACCUGGAAUUGAGCCGAAAUCCGCCAGACAAUUUUCUGCUUCUCGCAUUGAAGAAUGAGGAAGAAACGCGUCUCAAUCGUGGUAGUACGGUGCUUAGCAACACACGCAACUCCCGUCAUACAGCACCUGUUAAACGGGUCAAGACUUUCUUCAUCACCACCAUGUCCUGCGGCACGUGGGAUUACCAUGAGGGGAACCCGGUGUUUAUUGAAUGUUUUCGCACUGGAAAGAUUGGCAAGAUAGCGUUUUGCAAGUCGGCUAUCCGCGUUACAUUGGAAACAGGGACGGACAUCUAUCAUUUGGAGUUUACCUAUUCCAAUAUUCCUGGAUCGAUCUACACUGGCACGGAGAACUCGCCUUCCAUCACAAUCACGGCCAACACCGCACCAAGACUGUACAAGACGGAGGCCGCAGAUGUAAUAACUGGGCUAGCAUCACUUGGAUUACAACAGAAAUGGCCGAGAGGUCUGCCACCAAAGACUAGAGUUGGUCAUUUCAGAGAUGACCAUGCUGCUCUUGCGGGCACUUGCUUCGUCUACAGAUUUCUCCUGAAAGAUUCCACAGAUCUCAAAGCCGUUCGCGACCUUGCCCACGAGCGCCAUAUCCCGGAAAUAGCGAGAUGGGUCGAGCAUCGCGCAAAGUAUGACGUAUCCUAUUCGACAUUGAUGGAUAGGUUUAUGGCCUUCUUGACCGGGGGCGAUUUACCAUACCGCGUCAUGUUUCAGCUGCAGAAACUAGUAUGGAACGGCGCCAUAUCUCCUGUAAACGCUAUCUCAUUUGCAUACCGCGUGGAAAAGGAGCUAGUCGACGCAGAUCUAGAUGUUGUUGUUCAAGCCCUUGACAAAUUAGAGAGGGAUAUUCAAUGGUCAUCACCAGAUGUUCAAGCAUCUGAGGUUGACGUGGUUGCCUUGAUGAAAUUAUUUGCGAAUGCUCUUGAAAUUGUCGUCCGUGAGAAAGCACUGAGUCGCUCCAAUCGCCCAAUUCACCCGAAUAACAUCCUCAUCCACCGUGCCCAGGUCACUCCCUGCGGCAUUUACCUUUACGGACCCCAACUGGAAACCAAGAACCGAGUCCUGCGCAUCUAUGAAGCGAAUGUCGACCAUUUCCUCCGGGUAGAAUUUGUGGACGAGAGUGGAGACCCAGUCCGAUAUGACUCCCGUGCAUCCGUCGAUGCGAUAUUCCAAUCCCGCUUCAAAGGCGUGUUGAAGGAGGGGAUCACUAUUGCAGGCCGCAAGUUUGAGUUUCUUGGCUUUUCUCACUCGUCAUUGCGCUCCCAGACAUGCUGGUUUGUGGCGCCUUUUGUUUCGGGUGGGACUCUAUAUAACGCCACGGUUAUUAUUCAGAAUCUGGGCAGAUUUGACCACAUCCAUUCCCCGGCAAAACAGGCUGCAAGAAUCGGGCAGACGUUUUCAGAUACCCUAACCUCGAUACCGAUAUCCUUUGACAUGCUUUCGGUGGGUGAGGAUGUUGAACGCAAUGGACGGAUAUUUAGUGAUGGCGUUGGCACAAUAUCGCCUUUUUUGAUGUAUGAAAUAUGGAAGGACCAUUCGUUGCGGGCGAAGGUGAAGCCUACUGUUUUUCAGAUCCGGAUUGCAGGAGCCAAAGGAAUGAUCGGCCUCGACAGUACAAAAACUGGGAAAUCGCUAAUGCUCAGAAAAUCAAUGGUUAAAUUCCCUGUCCCGGAAACUGUUGGUGGAUUGAAUAUCGAAUUGUGCGGAUCGGGGUUAAAGGCUUUGCCCUUCUUCCUAAACGCGCAAUUGAUCAAAAUUCUUGAAGAUCUAGGAGUGGAGCAGAGUGCAUUUCUAAAGCUGCAGGCGGAUGAAAUUGAGAGACUCCGUGCUACGGCACCGUCAACUGCACAGGCCGCUAGGUUUUUGGAAGAUACGCAUAUAGCAAAGUCGAUAGGGCUCCCAUGGCUUAUUAGUAUUUUGGAAGGCUUCAGACUUAGCCAUACUGAUGAUGAAUUCUUGCGACGAGUUAUGGAGCUUGCUGUUCUGAUUAAGCUACGAGAUUUGAAGUACCGUGCUCGGAUCCGAGUCCCGAAUGCCGUGACGCUCUUUGGUAUCAUGGAUGAAACCGGAAUCCUCAAGGAAGGAGAGAUUUUCUGCGUUACUCUGAGUGAAGAUGGUCACAGAGAGGUGCUUGUCAGACCUAGGGUUGUCGUUACCCGUUCGCCAGCUAUGCAUCCUGGGGACGUCCAAGUGGCCAAGGCGGUCGAUGUCCCAGCCGACUCUCCCCUUCGCCAGCUACAUAACUGCAUCGCUUUUAGUCAAUACGGCGACCGUGACCUCCCCAGCAUGUUGAGCGGUGGUGAUCUCGAUGGUGAUCUGUAUAACGUCAUAUACGAUGAAACCCUAAUUCCUAAGAUAACGGUACCCCCCGCGGAAUACCCCCGCGUGGAGGAGAAGGUGCUUAACCGGCCGGUAGUGACUGAUGAUAUCAUUGAUUUUUUCGUUACGUUUAUGCAGCAGGAUCAGUUGGGGCGGAUUGCCACGAUCCAUCAGGCGAUUGCUGAUCAGCGGGAUCGUGGAACUUUUGACGAACAGUGUUUGUUGCUUGCCGAGCUACAUUCUACCGCUGUUGACUUCUCGAAGAGUGGAGUCCCUGUCGACCUUGCACGUAUCCCCAAAUUCCCACGAUACCGGCCAGACUUCCAGGCCCACGGCCCCCGCGUCCGCAUCGCAGAAAGUCUGUCUUUGUUUGAAGAAGACGAGGAGACGACUGCUCAGGACCUUCAUGAUGAUGAGGACGACGAGCGCCCACCCACCAGGUUCUAUAAGAGCUACAAAAUCCUAGGGAAACUGUACCGCUCCAUAGAUGAAGUGGAUUUCCUUCACAAAUGGCAGCAUGCCACGCAGCGUCCCUCGGGAUUGGCUACGCCAAGCGUGCUUAUGGGUGUGUGGGCAUAUGUGCAGGCGGAGACGAAGGGGUUUUUGUGGGAUCAUCAUAUUGAGAAUGCACGUUAUAUUCGUGAGAUUUAUGAAGACAAUCUCUGGGGUCUCAUGCAUCGUUACUCUUCCACUCCCUGGAAGAGUUUCAUUUCCGAAUAUGAGGUGUUCGUUGAAUACAAUAACCUCAUCGAAUUCAUCACCGCCAUGAUCCAAGACCGCGAGUCAGGCGGCAUGGAAGCUCUCGAGCGCUCCAUCGCCUGCCUUCAUAUUGCUGUGGAAGAGGAGAUGGAAGCAAAUGGUAUGAAGGAUAACCCGCAGUUGUCCCGCUCAAAGACAUUCAGACACAAUAACUCGGACGCUGGCUAUUAUCGGCCUCCGGACCAGUCAGGGAUGGCAGAGAGGACGGAUAAACAUGGCAAGAAGAAGCGCAAGCUUAUUAGUUUCCGGUGGAUCGCGGCCAUUGUGUGUCUGAGAGAGGUUGAUAAGUUUCAACAGACUUUGCCGUUUUAG